Messenger RNA from Siniperca chuatsi (mandarin fish), 1883 nucleotides. It is a transcript of the gene mocs3, whose product is annotated as molybdenum cofactor synthesis 3. The coding region runs from base 152 to 1531 and encodes 459 amino acids. NCBI's taxonomy places the organism in Eukaryota, Metazoa, Chordata, Actinopteri, Centrarchiformes, Sinipercidae. The record is from RefSeq and is a predicted model, not a curated record. Gene Ontology annotation, cellular component: cytoplasm; cytosol. Gene Ontology annotation, biological process: protein urmylation; tRNA wobble position uridine thiolation. Gene Ontology annotation, molecular function: thiosulfate-cyanide sulfurtransferase activity; URM1 activating enzyme activity; adenylyltransferase activity. The transcript is spliced from 13 exons.
UCAACCCGGAAGUUUGUGCCGUGUGCUUCAUACGUCAACAUGCUCCUGUCACAUAGUUACUAAACAUUAUAGCGAAAUCAGAAUUGUAGCAUCUUUUUAAAUAUAUAUAUAUAUAUAUAUAACUGCACGUGUUUUCUUUGUGCCAGCAGCCAUGGCUCAAGAGGUGUGCUGCUUGAAAGCAGAGCUCAAGGAGAAAGAGAACGAGAUUGCUGCUCUGAAGAAUAAACUGGCACAAUUGGAAAAGAGCCAUACCUCAGUCCUGGAGCUGUAUGACAAAGUGACACCCCUAAUCCCCCUGAAAGCCAAAUCAGCCCUCAGCAAUGAGGACAUCAUGCGGUACAGCAGACAGCUCCUUCUGCCUGAGCUGGGUGUACAAGGUCAGCUAAACUUAUCCAAGACCUCAGUGCUGAUUGUGGGCUGUGGAGGCCUUGGCUGCCCCCUGGCACAGUACCUUGCAGCAGCAGGCAUCGGGCGCCUGGGCCUGCUGGACUAUGACGAGGUGGAGCUCAGUAACCUGCACAGACAGGUGCUUCAUGGGGAGGAGAACCGGGGCCAGGCCAAGGCUCUGUCUGCUGCCAGUGCAGUCAAAAGAUUAAACUCAACAGUAGAGUGCAUUCCCUACCACCUGCAGCUCUCGCCGGAAAACGCCUUGCAACUCAUUCAACAAUAUGACAUUGUGGCUGAUUGUUCAGACAAUGUCCCCACUCGUUAUCUGGUUAAUGACGCUUGUGUGCUCAGUGGCAAGCCUCUGGUGUCAGCAAGUGCCCUGAGAAUGGAGGGGCAGCUGACAGUAUAUAACUACUGUGGAGGCCCCUGCUACAGAUGUCUGUACCCAGUACCCCCACCCCCAGAGACAGUGACCAACUGUUCUGACGGAGGGGUGUUAGGAGUGGUUCCAGGGAUAAUGGGCUGCUUCCAAGCUUUGGAAGUCCUCAAGAUUGCCUCUGGACAAGGCUCUUCCUACGGCCAGCAGCUGUUGAUGUUUGACGCUCAAGAUGCCAGAUUCAGGUCCAUCAAGCUACGGCCCAAACAGGCCGGCUGUGCAGUGUGUGGAGAGAACCCCAGUGUAACCCAGUUGGUGGACUAUGAGGUGUUCUGUGGGUCCGCUGCCACAGAUAAGUGCCGCAAACUCAACCUCCUUUCCAGAGAUCAGAGGAUCACAGUGCAGGAUUAUAAAUCAAUAAUGGAGAAUGCAGAGCCCCAUCUCUUGUUGGAUGUGCGCCCUCUUGUGGAGGUGGAUAUCUGCCACUUACCUUUCUCUCUCCACAUUCCCCUCUCAAGUUUAGAGGAGAGGAAGAAUGAGCAUAUCCGAUUACUUCAGGAGAGAAUCAGCCAGUUGAAACAGCAGAUGGCUGGUGACUGCCGGCCUCCAGUGUAUGUGAUCUGUAAGCUGGGUAACGACUCUCAGAAGGCGGUGCAGGCUGUGGAGAAGAUGAGUGGAUCAGAAGUGGACAGCAUCACAGUGAAAGACAUCAGUGGAGGUCUCAUGGCCUGGGCAAAGAGAAUAGACCCCACAUUUCCACAAUAUUAAUGCAUUUUAAAUGCUUUUCUAUUAAUCUGCAUUCUUACUCUGCAUUCUGCUUGAUUUUGUUCUUAUUUGUAUGUGUGCUGAACAUCGGGCUUUGAGGUAAAAUGUCAUUACUGAAUUGCAAAAUCUCACAUACCAAGUGUAACAACAGAAAGGUUGCUAAAAUGUGUUGUGUAAUCUACUGUGUAUCAGUUCAUCAAAAACAUGAGCUGGCAGUUAGAUAACAGUAAGCAUGUUUUAUACAGUCUAUGGUAAGCAUCCUUGCAAAAUCAAGUCCCUCUUCCUGUUGUUUCUGUCAAUCCUUAGAAGUUCAGUUAAUAGCUUCCCCAUAUCUAAUAAAUCAACCUACACUUCC